GACCAAUGAGGGUGGGAGCGGCUGGCCGGUCGAGCUGCCAAUCAGAGCGGAGGGGCGGGGCGUCUCCAGGCCAUCGCUUUGUGGCCGGCAGAGCCCCGCGGGACGCGAUGGAGUUCCCCGAGCACAGCCGGCAGCUGCUGCGGGGGCUGCGGGAGCAGCGCGCCCAGGGCUUCCUCUGCGACUGCACCGUGCUGGUGGGCAGCGCCCCGUUCCCGGCGCACCGCGCCGUCCUGGCCGCCUGCAGCGCCUUCUUCCACAUGUGCUAUGCCGAGCGGCUGGACAAGGGCGACUUGGUGUGCCUGAACAGCGAGAUCGUCACGCCGCCCGCCUUCGGGCUGCUCCUGGAGUUCAUGUAUGAGGGGCGGCUGGCGCUGGCCGCCACGCCGCUGGAGGACGUGCUGGCGGCCGCCAGUUACCUGCACAUGAACGACGUCGUCAAGCUCUGCAAGAAGAAGCUGCAGGCGCGGGUACCGGCCGAGGCCGACAGCACCAAGCGGGAGGAGGAUGCCCCCGGCAGCCCCCCGCUGCCGCCUGCCGCCCCCCAGCAGUGCCCCCCCAGCCCUGGGGCGCCCCUUUUGCCCCCCCCCGGCCCGGCCCCGCAGGCUGGGGAUGGUGAGGAGGAGGGAGUGCUCCCCCCUGAGCCGCCUGUGUCCCGCGUGGACGUGGCUGACACCACGCAGCCCGGCAUGGAGGGCGACUGGUCUCGUGCCAGUGCACCAGAGCUCCCCCUCCCCAGCCCCAGCAGCUCGACGGAGGCUGCCCCUCGCGCCACCUUCCCUGGGGGUGAGCUGCCCACCCCGGGGGGGCUCUGCACGGGGCCCUGGGCUCCUACUGCCCCUGGGGGGCUGCUGCCUGCUGCUGUCAAGGUGGAAGCCAUUGUCAUCUCCGACGAGGAGCCCGAGGCGGGCACCCGCCGUCCCACCGGCCUCUUCCCGGCGCCAUCCCGUGCCCCGCGGCCUGCGGCCUUCGGGGAGGCAUCGGGGGAGCCGCUGCCCUUCGGGCUGCCGGCGCUGCGGGAGCCGCUGUUCCUGCCGCCGCUGGAGGGGCGCGGGGGCUUCGGGCUCUUCACCGAGGAGGCACCGACCUGCCCCACGUGUGGGAAAACGUUCUCCUGCUCCUACACGCUGCGGCGCCAUGCCACCGUGCACACGCGGGAGCGUCCCUACGAGUGCCGCCAUUGCCUGCGCAGCUACACCCAGUCCGGGGACCUCUACCGCCAUAUCCGCAAGGCCCACAGCCACGGGCCGCCCACCCGCGGCGGCGGCGGCGGAGCCCACAGCGACCACGACCGUGACUGCGACAACCCGCCCUAAGCGGGGCCGGGGCGGCGGGGCCGGCGGGCGGCAGGACCCGGGGGGCGCCGGCGGGAGGGCGGGGCCGGGGGCGGGGCCGGGCGGGUGUACGGCAGUCACGUGGUGCAGCGCGGGAAUAAAGCGCCGCUGGAAAUGGGUGGGCCCGGGGGCGUGGCUUGAGGCCACGCCCGCAUCGCACUCCUA
Strigops habroptila (Kakapo) is the source of this 1496-nucleotide messenger RNA. It is a transcript of the gene ZBTB3, whose product is annotated as zinc finger and BTB domain containing 3. The transcript has 2 exons. Gene Ontology annotation, cellular component: nucleus. The coding region runs from base 6 to 1313 and encodes 435 amino acids. Lineage: Eukaryota; Metazoa; Chordata; Aves; Psittaciformes; Psittacidae. Gene Ontology annotation, molecular function: protein binding; RNA polymerase II cis-regulatory region sequence-specific DNA binding; DNA-binding transcription factor activity, RNA polymerase II-specific. The record is from RefSeq and is a predicted model, not a curated record. Gene Ontology annotation, biological process: regulation of transcription by RNA polymerase II.